AUUAAAUCUAAAUACAAAUUCUCUUCAUCCUCUGUACUAUAUAAACCGCCGGCAGUAAUUCCCAUGGUUUUUACGUUCAAUUGUCGGGUCCGGCGAUUUCAAACACCGAUGGAAGAGAAGCAACUUCUCGCACUGCUACUCAUGGCGAUGGUUUCGUCUUGCUUCUUCUCCUCCAUGACUGCAAUUCGCACCUCAAAUGAGAUUCAUCGAUCGAAACCGAAAUCGGAGGAGAUGGCAGUGGGCGGAGGCGGUGAUCGGAGAGUUUCAGGCGUGAAAACUGAGAAGGAAGGGGUGACGACACAAUCAGACAACGACGAAGCAGAGGUAAUGGAUUAUGGUCCGCCGGGAUCGAACCCCGGGCACGAUCCUAAAAUUCCUCCGACUGCGGAUGCCUGUCGAGGUUAGGGUUGUAAUUUAAUGGUACACAUGGCAAAUAAUGGUUGGCUCUCGCGAGGAUCAGCUGUGUGAUAUGAUAAUCAUAAUUUAUUUAAAUAUUUUUCUUCUGUAUUGCAGUUUA
Molecule: messenger RNA, 517 nt
Organism: Diospyros lotus (date-plum)
Lineage: Eukaryota; Viridiplantae; Streptophyta; Magnoliopsida; Ericales; Ebenaceae
Exons: 2
Coding region: 64-405 (113 amino acids)
Source: RefSeq, a predicted model, not a curated record